Megalops cyprinoides (Indo-Pacific tarpon) is the source of this 1375-nucleotide messenger RNA. It is a transcript of the gene gpr184, whose product is annotated as G protein-coupled receptor 184. Lineage: Eukaryota; Metazoa; Chordata; Actinopteri; Elopiformes; Megalopidae. The coding region runs from base 358 to 1365 and encodes 335 amino acids. Gene Ontology annotation, biological process: G protein-coupled receptor signaling pathway; negative regulation of G2/M transition of mitotic cell cycle; G1/S transition of mitotic cell cycle. The transcript has 2 exons. Gene Ontology annotation, cellular component: membrane. The record is from RefSeq and is a predicted model, not a curated record. Gene Ontology annotation, molecular function: G protein-coupled receptor activity.
UUCUGAGGAGGAUCUUUCAGACAUACAGUGAAAGGAUCCUCUUUCCUGCUACCUCUCUUUUCCUCUCUUUCUCUCACGUUGAUGCUCAUUGAAGAUUACUGGUCAGCCCACACGACUAAUGGCGAAUAAUUAUCACCAGUUUUUGCUCACUUUGGGGUCACCAUCUUUUUAACUGGGCAUUACCAGUGCUGUGGAUGGAAGCACAUGUAAGGGAAGGACCAGAAUCAGCACGGUGCUACUGCUACUGAACGGUUCCCUGUGAAGUAAGAGAAGUGGGAGCGGACCCACAUGACACAUGCUGGCCAACCUGCAACUGAAAUCCAAAGAUAACAGGCUCUAACACAUAGACUGACAGUCAUGGUGACGAACAACUCGAAGGACAACCACACCGCACACUGUGUGGAGAUAUCGGCCAGUCCAAUCAGCGAUCUUUUGAUGAGUAUCUACAUCCUGGCAUUUGCGCUGGGCCUGGUCGCCAACCUGCUGACUGUAGGCCCCAUUAUCAGGCAGAUCUGUAGUCACAAUGUGCUGGGUAUCUACCUUCUCAACCUGUCCAUCUCAGACCUGCUUUACAUUUUCACCAUGCCCCUGUGGAUCUAUUACUAUCGAAAUGACCAUCGCUGGGAUCUGGGCCUGAAGUCGUGUCAGAUGGCUGGCUUCUUCUACUACUCCAACAUGUACAUCAGCAUCUACCUGCUGUGCUGCAUUUCGGUGGACCGCUGCCUGGCCAUCACAUUCCCCCUGCAGGCAAAGACUUUCCGCCGUUCCCGCUACGCAUGGGGGGUCUGUCUGUUGGUCACCCUUGUGGUCAUGUCCCUGCACAUCCUGGUGUUGGUCAUGGACAACCUGGAAGACCCCCUGGACGACGACAUACGCUGCUACGAGAGUUUCCCCCUGACCGACUCCGUGGCGCUCUUCAACCUCAUCCGGGUGGGGCUGGGCUUCGUCGCCCCCCUGGUGCUGCUGGUCUUCUGCUACACGCAGAUUUUCUCCAAGGUGCGGCGCAGCCACGGCGUGGAGGAGCAGGUCAAGCGCAAGGUGAAGCUGCUGUCAGUGGCCGUCAUCGUCAUCUUCGCCGUCUGCUUCGCCCCCUACCACAUCCUGCUGCUGCUGCGGUCUCUGGCCUACCACUCCAUGGAGCGGGCCGCUAACUGUCACUUCGAGCAGAGCCUGCACUUCUGCUUCUCCUGCACUCUGGCCCUGUCCAGCCUCAACAGCGUGGUGGAUCCUCUGCUCUACGUGCUGGUCAGCAACGGGGUCAAAGAGGACAUGUGCUUCCCCUGCCGGAGAGGCCGGAGGAAGGAGCCGAACCCCAGUGCCCCUGUGACCCUGCAGAGGCAAACCUACCUCCCUACCCUGCCCUGACCCCGGGCGA